This is a messenger RNA of Rotaria sp. Silwood2, 996 nucleotides long. Lineage: Eukaryota; Metazoa; Rotifera; Eurotatoria; Philodinida; Philodinidae. The record is from the annotation of a GenBank genome assembly.
AUGUUGAUACCUUUAUUUCAAGUAUUAUUUGCUGCAAUGCGUACUGUUUCAUUAUCAGCUCUCAAUUUAGUACUAUAUUCAAUAUUAUCACGUAUUUUUAGUAACUGGUUGGGUUUUAAUAGUCUUAUAUCAUUCUUUUGUUCGGCUUAUUGUUUAUCGAAAACAGUUCACUAUUUGAAACGUGUAUGGGUCAAUGCUCGAAUAACUAAUAAAAAACCAGAUGAAAAAAUUUUUCUUGAUGCAUUGACAUGGCAAUCACCAACGACUAUGCCUAUCAAAUCGGAUAAUGAAAAUGAAUCAAUUGAUAAAUUUGAAACUGAUUGGAAAUAUUUACUUGAUAAUGAUGUUAAAAAUAUAUUUUCAUCAAUUGUUAAUAUACCAUUUAGUAAUGGUUGGUUAUUUAUUACGACAAUAAUAAUAGUUAAUUAUCAAAUGAAUAGUUUCGGUUAUAGUUAUAUCGGAUCAUUACUUCGUACAAUUGGUCCUUUAGUCAUAUUAAUAUGUGGUUCAACUGUACGUUAUCAAACAUUAUUUGAACGUGAUAGAAACAAUUUUUUUGAUGUAAUGCUUAAAAAACGUGAUGAGAUUGAACGUUACAUUAUUUAUUCAAAUAAUAAUACUCCUGUUGCAUCGACUUGCUUACAAAUAGUAAAUAAUUCUGAAACACCGACAUUUAUGGUACAAUUAUAUCAAAUAAAUUCUAAGUUUGAUGAUUAUCUAUAUGACAUAGGAAAUUAUAUGUGUCAAAAAUUAAUUGAACGUAUUAAAACUUAUGGACAUGAAAAUAAAAAAUCUGUUCGUCUAAUAUGGUCAUUUCCAACAUGUAAACAAAAUUGGAAAAUUCCGAUAAAAGAUAAUAAAUUGAUAUUAAGAAAUACAUAUAAAGAUUUUUCAUUUUUGCCAUUAGUUAGCUCUCAUGUUGAGCAAUAUGAAUAUUGUUAUGAAUACAAAGACUUAUCAUCAGAAAUUAUUAAUGAUACAAUUAAAAACGAAUAA